Messenger RNA from Micropterus dolomieu (smallmouth bass), 3160 nucleotides. RefSeq names its product ERGIC and golgi 3 (gene ergic3). The record is from RefSeq and is a predicted model, not a curated record. Gene Ontology annotation, cellular component: COPII-coated ER to Golgi transport vesicle; endoplasmic reticulum membrane; Golgi membrane. Gene Ontology annotation, biological process: retrograde vesicle-mediated transport, Golgi to endoplasmic reticulum; endoplasmic reticulum to Golgi vesicle-mediated transport. NCBI's taxonomy places the organism in Eukaryota, Metazoa, Chordata, Actinopteri, Centrarchiformes, Centrarchidae. The transcript is spliced from 15 exons. The coding region runs from base 88 to 1284 and encodes 398 amino acids.
GUGAAAGCCGAGGACUAAUGUAAGUCUGGAGUGUAGGAAUCUGUCGGUAACAUUUGUGUUCAGCGGUGGUGUUUUCUGGUGUAGAAAAUGGACACGUUAAAUAAACUGAAGCAGUUUGACGCUUAUCCCAAAACUCUGGAGGAUUUCCGAGUGAAGACGUGGGGAGGAGCGACCGUCACCAUCAUCAGCGGUGUCAUCAUGUUAAUUCUGUUCGUCUCUGAGCUGCAGUACUAUCUCACUAAAGAGGUUCACCCUGAGCUGUACGUCGACACGUCGCGGGGAGACAAACUGAAAAUCAACAUCGACGUCAUUUUUCCUCACAUGCCCUGCGCCUAUCUCAGUAUAGAUGCGAUGGACGUGGCCGGUGAGCAACAGUUGGACGUUGAACACAAUCUGUUCAAACAGCGGCUGGACAAAGACCUCAAACCUGUCACCCAAGAGGCCGAUAAACAUGAUAUCACUGGAAAACAUGGCAAGAAACAACUUGGUAAAGCUGACGAUGGUGAAGUGUUUGACCCCAGUACACUGGACCCAAACAGAUGUGAGAGCUGCUAUGGAGCUGAGACUGAAGACCUCAAAUGCUGUAACACUUGUGAUGAUGUGCGAGAGGCGUACCGGCGGCGAGGCUGGGCGUUCAAGAACGCCGACACCAUCGAGCAGUGUAAGAGGGAGGGCUUCACACAGAAGAUGCAGGAGCAGAAGAAUGAAGGCUGUCAGGUUUACGGCUUCUUGGAGGUCAAUAAGGUGGCAGGAAAUUUCCACUUCGCUCCAGGAAAAAGUUUCCAGCAGUCUCAUGUCCACGUGCACGCUGUGGAAAUUCAUGACCUGCAGAGUUUCGGCUUAGACAACAUAAACAUGACCCAUCUGAUAAAGCACCUGUCGUUUGGUAAAGAUUACCCCGGCAUCGUUAACCCUCUGGACGAGACAGAUGUCACAGCGCCACAAGCAUCAAUGAUGUACCAGUACUUUGUGAAAAUUGUUCCCACCAUAUAUGUGAAAACUGAUGGAGAGGUAGUAAAAACAAACCAGUUCUCAGUCACCAGGCAUGAGAAAGUGGCCAACGGACUUAUAGGAGACCAGGGCCUGCCAGGCGUGUUUGUUUUAUAUGAGCUGUCACCCAUGAUGGUUAAAUUCACAGAGAAACACAGAUCAUUCACACACUUCUUAACAGGAGUUUGUGCCAUUAUUGGAGGUGUAUUUACAGUGGCCGGUCUGAUCGAUUCGCUCAUUUACCACUCAGCUCGGGUUAUUCAGAAGAAGAUCGAGCUGGGCAAGGCGUCCUAACAGUGCCCCCUGCUGGCUUCCACGGUGCAACACAGACCAAGACACGGACACGGAGAUAGAAAGAAAAGGGACAGACAAACGGACAGGAGUAGAAGUUUGGAAACAGAAUCAAGCAGUUUGUUUUCCUUCAGUCUUUCUGUCAGAUUGAGUGAAAGAAAUACAGAGAGAUGUUUUGAAUCAGCCAAGUUUUUAAUUCCUCUGUCUCUCUUUUCGUUGUGACAAAGCACUGGAGAGGAACUUGUGGGCUUUUUCUGAAUUUUGCUCUCCACUGUUAAAUUCGUUGCCAACAGGACAGAGUCAGAAUCAGACACUGACCAGAGACUGAACUCCAGCAGAGACGAGGACACCAGGCUCCAGAAGUUCCUUCAUGGGGAAUAGGAACUUCCCUCCCUCCCUCCUGUUUAUGACCUGCUUCAGCGCCGUUCAGUGCUCUAAACACUACACUGAAUGCUCGUCAGAGGAUCUAUGCUCGAGCGUUUGUUCCAGAGGGGUGAGGAUGAGAGGGCAAUGAGACAUUUUAAAGGAAUUUGUCACCCACAUGUUUAAUUUUCCCAUCAGUUACUGACCCCAUGUAAACCUGGACUGCUUGAUUGGACUCGCCUUUCUUAAUGCAGCAUCACAGAAAUGUUUUCUAAUGAGUACAAGAAAAUUACAUUGUGAUAUCAAUGUAACAGAUGUAUUGAGAUCACAGAGUGAUUGGUUUGGCUGUAGGUUUAAUGAUGUCUGAUGAUAUAUUUCAUACUUUUCUUUUUUUUCAGCAAAUCCCAUGAAAAAAAACAGUAUUCUAAUGAUCCAAAGCCUGAUAUAUUUAAUUCAUCUGGGCCACAUAGUGAGCCACACUGUUGCACUGGGUGAGCACACACACUGGAUUUUAUUUUGACUCAAUCCCACACACACUACUGUGCUGCUUGAAAUGCUCACUAGAGCACCAAAAAGUAGUCACCAACAAAUAUACUAUUUUGUCGUUGUUUGAGUAACGUUUGCUAAAAAACUACAGUGACCAGCUGUUUAAGGGGAAAAAUCCUGAGCCACCUUUAAAGAUCUGUGGUUCAGUAGGAACAAGUGAGCUUGGGUCUUGGAGAGCCAUAGACAUGAUGGAGACGUCAGAAAGUAGAGCGAAGGACUAACGCAUUGUUGGUUCUGGUCUUUUCAUGGGAUUUAUUGACACUAAGAACAAUACAGAGUAUUGUCUGCCUUCUAGUUCUCUCCACACGCACACUGUCUGUUUUUUAGACAAAUCAGGAAUUUAGUGUUUAAGUGUUUAAAUGUAUUAACCUUAAAUAAAAUUCCACUCCUUCAGAUAAACCCACGUUCAAUGCCAAGCAGGAUCUGAAAGGAGUAUUAGAAUACCAGUUUGCCAAACAAGUCACUUGUUUUGAUAUUGUUGAAAUCUCGCUCUAAUCGCUCUGUUCUCUGUGAAUGUGAGAAAGAAGUCAUCCGGUACUUCAGGCAUCAAGUUGUGAGUAGUUGUAACGAAACAUUUUGGGUGACAAGUUCCCUUAAUGACUUGCUGUAUUCAAAAUGCGUGAGACCAGUUGAUUUUCAUUUGAAACAACUAAAACGAUAGCACUUUGCAGGCAUAUUUUUUAGCCCUCGCUUGUUUUAAAGCUACUAUGUGUAGGAUUUUGUAAGUUGAGACAAUCCCAAUGGAGGUUGGUGCAGCCUGGUUUGCGUUGGAUCUGUGGGUGGUGGUGCAUGUUAGUCUAUCCUGAUAAUCGAACAGAAUUUUGUUUACGUCAUUAUUGACGUGUUCCUGUCUGAUCCAGGAUCCAAGUCCAGCUGGUCAACACAAACUUAUGCAGAUCGUACACAUAGUAGCUUUAAAAAGAAGUUGCUUUUAAGACUAAAUAAAUGACUAAAUGACUUGAACCAUGAA